This is a messenger RNA of Bemisia tabaci, 1259 nucleotides long. NCBI's taxonomy places the organism in Eukaryota, Metazoa, Arthropoda, Insecta, Hemiptera, Aleyrodidae. The record is from RefSeq and is a predicted model, not a curated record.
UGCGCGAGACAAUUUAUUGACAAAUUUAAUCAAGAAAAUUGAGGAAAGGUCGCCUCUAGGAUCUCCAAAACGGAUCCCUGAAAUUUUGGCACCCAGAACUCCAUCUCGUCUAAACUCUAAACAAAUAUCGAUUGACUUCAUUGAUGAAACUGACUAUGCACAGCUUUUAAAUGACGCUAUCCUUUCAACCGACAAAGACCUCAUGGCCGAUCCGAAGAAACCGAACCGUGCAGGCUCAACGGCAUUGAUCGCGCUGAUCGCAGGAUCUAGGCUGUUUGUGGCAAAUGUGGGCGAUUCCAGAGGCAUCAUGUGCGACUCUGAGGGCAAAGCUGUGCCUCUAUCUGUUGACCAUAAACCUUUUCAGAAAAGCGAGCGCCUAAGAGUGGAGGCCGCCGGCGGGACGGUCAAAUUCGCGGGCGGCGCUUGGCGCGUCAACGGUCACGUCUCCGUAUCCCGGAUGUUGGGCAACAGGCUCGCGGACAAAAAAAGUCGUCAUCUCAUCGCGGAUCCUGACAUCCUAACUUUCGAACUUUGCCACCACAAACCGCGCUUCCUGGUCCUCGCCUCGGACGGGCUCUGGGACGUCUUGUCCAACGAGGAGGUCGUCGAUUUCCUCGCUCCCCGACUCCAAGAGGAAUAUCUCGGCGCCAGGAGUCUCGCUUACUACGCCUACCUCCGCGGGUCCGGGGAUAAUAUCACCGUCGUCGUUAUCGACUUGAGGAACAGGAAAUGGAGGUGUUCGAGGAGAUCCCCUCGACGAGGAUCUUGGUCUCCGAGGAGGUCCGCGUCGUCGGAUCGAGGGAGCAGAAACCGCGACGGGAAAACAAGUUCCAACCGGGAAUAUCCCUAACACUGAGAAAGAAGCUUCGGCUCUCACAGCCGUGAUGGACCACUAGACAAGGUACAAGUUUAAGCAUUCUGAUGCAUGUUUCUUCGCCAAAAUUUAACGUAGAACACGAUUUGCGCAACGAAAAUUACUGAAAUACACUCCUGACCAAUAUAUUUGAUGUUUCUUGACGCGUGAAUUCAAACCUCCCGCUAAUGAAAACUCAGUGGUCCACGUAGCCAGAUUGCACACUAAGAAUUACCAUGACACGCUCUGCAAACUCAAUCUUGACGCGCUUUGGCUCAGCUGUGGCAAAUUGCGUAUGGUUUGAACAACACAUGGUGGGAAAUGAACACUGCUCGAUUAAUGUGCUUGCUAAAGCCGUUGUAGUGUGCGAUUUGACUCACGUAGAGCUUUGAGUUUCUUGUCAGCG